AUGAGAAAAAAAGUUGACCCCGUUGCCCGAGCGAACAGCGCUCGCGCAUGCUCUGAUUGUCUCGCCUUCACUGAGUUGACCCAUCGCUGGGUGAGCCAAAGUGUUUAUAUGGAGAAAAGUUGGCCCGACUAGGAAUGCGACUCUACCAUCGCAAAAUAUUGACCCGGGUCACUCUACUAGCCGAGCCAAUCUUUUGUUUCUUAUGCAUGUAAACGGUUCGUCGUGUUUUGUAAGGAAAUGUAUGAAAAGGUGGCUGGCUCAGGAUAGCUUUGGUAGGCGGGCGUCCCUUCCACUCGGGACAACUUUUAUCCAUAUAAACGGGUCCUAAGUAAUCAUGAUCAAACCUCAACGCGCGAGGAGACGCGAGAACACGAGGCAUCAGUGGAGAGAAGAAAAACUACAGAAGAAGCGCCAUUUCGCCAAUUCCACCCUCACCGCCCCCUCGCCCCCAGAUAGUUCACAGUUCCCUAUUUUUCGUAAGAUCGUCAAGAUCGAGGGUUUACCAGCACAAACGGCUAUCUAAAUUUCAUAUGUACCGAGGGGCCGUUGGUCGGGGCUUAUAAUCGUUCCCCGCCCCCUAAUUAGAUUUGGCACUCAUCCAAGAUGGCCGCCUGUGACGUAAAGCGCUCGAUCUCGACGAUCUUAUGGAACAGGGGGCUGUGCACGGGCUAACCCCUUUUCCGCCACCUUUUGCCAAAAUUUACCUAUAUAAAAAAGAAAUCCGAGCAAGAAGCAAUAUAUAAUCAACACAAUUAGAAUUUUCAACCGUUUUGUUUUUAAAAUUGAUCACACUGUGUGAAUAAUAUUAAAGCACAAACAAUGACAAAGAGAGAGUUAAGAAACCUUUAGAGUUGCACUCAAAAUACAACAAAACUAAACUGUUAUUGUCGGCGAUAGAAAGACUAUAACGGAGAAGGCUAUUUCGCCACAGUACUGUGACUAAACAAUUCUCUUUCACAGACAGCUCAAAACGACUUUUAUCUUUGCCCAAAGAUUUACAAUCAGCCUUGUUUACUUUUUCUUCGGUAAAUUCAAGCUUUUGGUUUCAUGUAUGUUGUUUGUAAAUACUCUUAAAUCGAUCUUUCGUAUUUUUUCCUUCAUCAGCUUUUCCUACAAAAGUGCCUAAUACCGCCAAACCGAGUACAACGCCAUCGCCUGGUACAACGUCAUCACCUGAUACAACGCCAUCACGAGAUACACCGCCACCACCAGGUACCAAAGUAGAUUAGGGACCUUACAAAUUGGUACUGUUCUUAUCAGACCUAUAAAAGCUUUGCCACCGGUCUUAUCAGACUUACCAAAGUCUUAGCACUGGUCUUAUCAGGCCUUUCAAAGUCUUGCCACUGGUCUUAUCAGAUCAGACCUAUCUUUAGCUAUCUUUAACAUCUCUUCUCAUUUUUCAAACAGUUUCAUCAACUGCUGAAGCAAGCAUUUCAUCCACGACCAUAGCAGCCAUUACCGUACCAAUCGUCCUUUUUGUGGUAGUAGGACUAGCGUGG
This is a messenger RNA of Porites evermanni, 1499 nucleotides long. The record is from the annotation of a GenBank genome assembly. NCBI's taxonomy places the organism in Eukaryota, Metazoa, Cnidaria, Anthozoa, Scleractinia, Poritidae.